Rattus rattus (black rat) is the source of this 1442-nucleotide messenger RNA. RefSeq names its product TNF superfamily member 10 (gene Tnfsf10). The transcript has 5 exons. Gene Ontology annotation, molecular function: tumor necrosis factor receptor binding; CD40 receptor binding. Lineage: Eukaryota; Metazoa; Chordata; Mammalia; Rodentia; Muridae. Gene Ontology annotation, cellular component: membrane. Gene Ontology annotation, biological process: immune response. The coding region runs from base 100 to 975 and encodes 291 amino acids. The record is from RefSeq and is a predicted model, not a curated record.
ACUACGGGAGCAAUUUGUUUUCUAACUGAGGUCUUCCCUCUCACUGCUGCAGGGCUGCAUGCAAGGCUGCUCUGGGGGAAGUCAGACCUAGACAACAGCAUGCCUUCCACCGGGAACCUGAAGAGCCCCAGCUUCAGUCAGCACUUCACGAUGACGGUGAUCUGCAUAGUGCUCCUGCAGGUGCUCCUGCAGGCCUUGACUGUGGCUGUGACUUACAUGUACUUCAACAACGAGGUGAAGCAGCUACAGGACAAUUACUCCAAAAUCGGACUAGCUUGCUUCUCAAAAGAAGACGGGGAUUUUUGGGACUCCACUGACGAGGGGAUCUUGAACAGACCCUGCUUGCAGGUCAAGAGGCAACUGUAUCAGCUCAUUGAAGAGGUGACUUUGAGAACCUUUGAGAAAACCAUCUCUACAGUUCCAGAAAAGCAGCUAAGCACUCCUCCCUUGCCCAGAGGUAGAAGACCCCAGAGAGUGGCAGCUCACAUUACCGGGAUCACUCGGAGAAGCAACUUAGCCUUAAUUCCAAUCUCCAAGGAUGGAAAGACCUUGGGCCAGAAGAUAGAAACCUGGGAGUCCUCUCGGAGAGGGCAUUCAUUUCUCAACCAUGUGCACUUGAGAAACGGAGAGCUGGUGAUCCAGGAGGAGGGCCUGUAUUACAUCUACUCCCAAACGUACUACCGGUUCAAGGAGGCUAAAGAAGCUUCCAAAACAGUCUCGAAGGACGGAGGGAGGAUCAAACAGAUGGUGCAGUACAUCUACAAAUACACCAGCUACCCCGACCCCAUACUGCUGAUGAAGAGUGCCAGAAACAGCUGCUGGUCCAGAGAAGCUGAGUACGGACUGUACUCCAUCUACCAGGGGGGGCUGUUCGAGCUCAAAGAAAAUGACAGGAUUUUUGUUUCCGUGACGAAUGAGCGUUUGAUGGACCUGGAUCAAGAAGCCAGUUUCUUUGGAGCCUUUUUAAUUAACUAGACGAGCUGCAGUGAUCAAACACACCCCUAAAAUGCCCAGUAAUAUUCUAGGUCGAAGGCAUGCCAGGAAAGUGAUUAAACUGGUUAGGGUAUGGCCUGGCUGCAGAAACCUCAGGGCAGAUGUGACAGAAAGGCAGCUAGAACACAGCACCCUCAGGCCAAAAACCCAGCCACAGACACCAGUGUUUCAUUGAGGGACUUGCUUUGUUCCCCCAAAUGAGAUCGCUGUAGGCUUUCAAUGAUCUACCUGGUACCAGUUUACAGAGAUCUAGAAGAUGUUCAGUCUCUAAAUGUUUAUGCAACAGUUGACAAUUUUCACCUUUGUUAUCUGGUUCAGGGGUGUGAAACCCAGUGCUCAAGGGCUGUGUGCAGAUGAGGAUAGCUCUGGAUGCAGUCAGCAUAAAAAUCACGAAAUAUCUCACCUACAACAUUAGAGUGUGUGAGUGCGUGAGUGUGCCUAUGUGUGUG